This is a messenger RNA of Eruca vesicaria subsp. sativa (arugula), 762 nucleotides long. Lineage: Eukaryota; Viridiplantae; Streptophyta; Magnoliopsida; Brassicales; Brassicaceae. The record is from the annotation of a GenBank genome assembly.
AUGGCCUACCAAAUGGAGAGAGGAGGAGAUUCCUCUCCACAGAGGAAAACUGCAGGGAGAGGAAAGAUCGAAAUCAAACGGAUCGAAAACACAACAAACCGUCAAGUCACUUUCUGCAAACGCAGAAAUGGUUUGCUAAAGAAAGCUUACGAACUCUCUGUUCUUUGUGAUGCUGAAGUCGCACUCAUUGUCUUCUCUAGCCGUGGCCGUCUCUAUGAGUACUCAAACAACAGUGUCAAAAGGACAAUUGAGAGGUACAAGAAGGCAAUCUCGGAUAAUUCUAACACUGGAUCUGUGGCAGAAAUUAACGCACAGUAUUAUCAACAAGAAUCGGCCAAGUUGCGUCAACAGAUUAUCAGUAUACAAAAUUCGAACAGGCAAUUGAUGGGUGAGACGAUAGGGUCAAUGUCACCCAAGGAACUUAGGAAUUUGGAAGGCAGGUUGGACAGAAGUAUCAACCGAAUACGAUCCAAAAAGAAUGAACUCUUAUUCGCCGAAAUUGACUACAUGCAAAAGAGAGAAGUUGAUUUGCAUAACGAUAACCAGCUACUUCGUGCAAAGAUAGCUGAAAAUGAGAGGAACAAUCCAAGUAUGAAUCUGAUGCCAGGAGGAUCUAACUACGAGCAUAUUAUAACACCGCCUCAAACGCACCCUCAGCCGUUUGAUUCACGGAACUAUUUCCAAGUCGCGGCAUUGCAACCUAACAAUCAACAUUACUCAUCUGCUGGUCGCCAAGACCAAAUAGCUCUUCAGUUGGUGUAA